CGCUUCAGCCAUUGGUUGUUCUGCGAAUUCGCCAUCUACUUGGAUAUAUUCUUGGGCUGAUGGAUCCUGCGCCAGCAGUAAAACCUCCCCCUCCGGAUGACUGUGAGGCACUGUCGAGAGCAAAGACGCCGAGCGCUUACGGUUGGCUCCCUUCAGUCGCUUCUCGCCAUUCGGUCGCUUCAGGAAGGGCGGUGAUCAAUUCCAUCCAGAAUCAUGGAUCUCAUCUGCUCGCAAGCCGUCAACGACACUCUUACCGCCCUGAGGAGCGGAGUGAUGAUGGCCAACGAGACGCUGGAUGAAUUGGCGACCCUGGAGAACACGUUGGGAGCCAAUUGCAGCGAUUGGUGGUUGUCGAACAUCAAUCGGACGUCGUCCGAGUUGGACGACGACGACAUUUCAUCGGCUUCCAUCAAUUCGACUUACCUGGACCGAGAAGAGAAUCCGUCGUAUUUUUCCAGAGACUAUCGCGUCGUCGGCACCUUUUUCCAGGGUCUUAUUCUGCUCGUCGGUGUUCUCGGCAACCUCCUGGUCGUCAUGGUCGUGUACCGUACGCGCUCGAUGCAUUCGCCGACCAAUUGCUACCUGGUGAGUUUGGCGGCCGCUGAUUGCGUCGUGCUCAUCGCUUCCGUGCCCAACGAGAUCCUCUCCUAUUACGUCAUCGGCAGCCAAUGGAUUUGGGGACCCAUCGGCUGCGCCGUCUUCGUUUUCCUUCAGAAUUUGGGAAUCAACGCGUCGUCGCUGAGUUUGACGGCGUUCACGGUCGAGCGGUACAUCGCCAUCUGUCACCCGAUGAAGGCCCAGAGCGUCUGCACCGUCAAACGGGCCAAAAAGAUCGUGGGCGGCGUUUGGGCUUUCGCUUUCUGCUACUCGUCGCCGUGGCUGGGCCUCACCGUCACCGAGCCCAUCCACUACAAAGGAUUUCAAACGGUCGAGCGCUGCGCCAUGAAACUCUCACGCCAAGAGUAUCUGGGCUAUUUCUUCGCCGACAUUGUGGUGUUUUAUUUGGUGCCACUUCUCCUCUCGUGCGUCCUCUACGGUCUGAUUGCCCGCGUCCUUUUCAACGGCCAUUUCAACAAAUACCCCGAGGUGUGUCGUCACGACAAUCAAUCGUCGGUCGAUCCAACCAAAAGCUCAAGGGUUCAGGUCGUGAAAAUGCUGGUGGUGGUCGUGGUGAUAUUCGCCACCCUCUGGCUACCCUACCGCGGCAUGUUGGUGUACAACAGUUUCGCCACCAUGUACUCGAAAGCAAGUUUCAUGGACCUCUGGUUCCUCAUGUUCGCCAAAACUUGCGUCUACAUCAACAGUGCCAUCAACCCCAUUCUGUACACGGCCAUGUCCAUCAAAUUCCGUCGAGCCUUCCAGCGAAUUCUACUCUGCGGGCGCAGUACACUCAACCAGCAGAGAUCUCCCGGCACGCAAAUGCGGCACCUCGGACACUUGGCCUGAAGAGAAACACAGAAACUUGAAAAAAAACCAUUUGCGUAAUCAACAGCACCAGGCAGCCUGUGUGUGUAUGUGUGUGUGUUAAAAUGUAUUCCACCUGAUUUGCAUGGAUUGACGUAAAUUCUCCUUUUCUUUGGUAUUUGAUUCUUGUUUCAUAGUGUAUGUAAGAGAAGUGCGGGGCGUACACGUGAGUUCAUCCCACGUGAGACGGGGUUUCUUCUACUUCUUCUUACUGAUGAAAUGGAUGCCCACGUUUGUUGUAUGGAACUCUGCAAAGUCUCCAUGUGUACAAUAGGCACGUAUAAAAAAAGGGCGAAGGAGCUAUGCAUUUGGUUCUAUAUUUAUAUGUACAAAUAAUCGUCGGGAUUGUUGAAUGUUUGUGUAAAUUCUAUCAAAUUGAAUGCUCGCCAUUCAGAGACGCUCUCUUAUUAUAUUCGGUCGUGAUUCAUUUCGUUUCCACUCACUCGCGAGUACAACAAUCAAACGUUAUUCGUACGCUAUAUAUUCUACUCUAUACCCAAAUCUAAAUCACAUAUUAUAUUAUAGCUCCUACCUGACUCAUUGAUAUACGAUUGUACAUACACCUUGAUUUUAAUCCGUUUUUUUUCAAACAUGAGUGUGUCAUUUAAUUGUUUCAGAGCUUUGGAGAAAAUCAAUACAAACAUUUGAUCGUCGUA
Molecule: messenger RNA, 2120 nt
Organism: Daphnia pulex (common water flea)
Lineage: Eukaryota; Metazoa; Arthropoda; Branchiopoda; Diplostraca; Daphniidae
Product: thyrotropin-releasing hormone receptor-like
Exons: 10
Coding region: 214-1446 (410 amino acids)
Biological process (GO): G protein-coupled receptor signaling pathway
Cellular component (GO): membrane
Molecular function (GO): thyrotropin-releasing hormone receptor activity
Source: RefSeq, a predicted model, not a curated record